This is a messenger RNA of Nasonia vitripennis (jewel wasp), 13180 nucleotides long. It is a transcript of the gene kl-2, whose product is annotated as dynein heavy chain 2, axonemal. The transcript has 61 exons. Gene Ontology annotation, biological process: microtubule-based movement. Bases 87 to 13061 code for a protein of 4324 amino acids. Gene Ontology annotation, cellular component: dynein complex. The record is from RefSeq and is a predicted model, not a curated record. Gene Ontology annotation, molecular function: dynein light intermediate chain binding; ATP hydrolysis activity; minus-end-directed microtubule motor activity. Lineage: Eukaryota; Metazoa; Arthropoda; Insecta; Hymenoptera; Pteromalidae.
UCCUGAAAGAGUAAAUAUGCGUGAGAGAGGAUUUCAGCUGGAACGUGCAGAGCUUUCUCUGCAACCUGACUGACCUGAGGUAUAAAAUGCUGGGCUUAACCGUAAUAUAUCAGCCGAGGGAGGCCUGUGAGCUGAUCGCCGAGGAGGCGAGCGCCGAUAAGGAGUUGGUAAAGCGGCUUGAAGGGGUCGUCGUCCACUGGUUGAGGCAAAUCAGGAUCGCCCUCGGGGACCAGGAUCAGAGCACUGUGGGAGAGUUGCUCUGCUUUAAGGACGAGUAUGACUUCUGGCUCUACCGCUAUGAUAACCUACGCGGACUAAGGCAGCAGCUCGAGACAAAGUGCUCUCGAGGAGUACUGUCCGUCUUGGGCUUGGCGCACUCGACGCACCUGCGACAACUCCAGCUGCUCAUCGAGGAGAUCGAGCGAGCUACUCGAGAGGCCAAGUCCAACGUCGAGUUCCUGGCUAUGCUCGAGGAGCCCUGUCUUCGCGGUCUAGGCGAUUCUCGUCGUCCGAUCGACUUACUCGACCGUCUGGCCGAGGUCAUUCAAAUUUCCCGCGUCAUCUGGAUGAACUCGCCCUACCUCGGCAACGAGCGCAGGAUGACCAGGCUGUUCGAGGUCAUCGGUAACCAGGUCAUCGAGGUCUGCCGGAACGCCGUCAACCUGGACGAACUGUUCUCCGGGAUGACCAGGAAGACCAUGGAGAUGCUCCUCGAGAGCAUCGACGUCUGUCAGCGCUACAAGGAUCUUUACCACGAGAUCUCGAGGGCCCAUAACAAGCUGACGCAUCACAAGUGGGAGCUGAGGAGCGAGCAAGUUUUUCGAUACGUGGACGCGUUCGUCGUCAGGUGCCAGAACCUCGUUGAGAUUUCGCAGGCGAUGAUCGACUUCGCCAGAAUGGAUGAAACAAACGAGAUGCCCCGUAUACGAUUCAAUGGAACCAAAGGCCCCGAGCACGAACGAAUGUGUCUGAAGAUUGAGCAGCGCUUUAGUGAGCUAUUAUCCUGGCUGCGACGGAUCUCCCCUAAGAUCCUGGAUGUCCGUCAGUCAACCUGGUACGACGACAUGUCGCUUUUUCGAAGCGAGAUUAGGAAACUCGAGCUGGCCGUGGAAAACCUCAUGGAAGACGCGUUCGAGGAAGCUGGAAACAUCGAGGAUUCCUUGCAGACGCUCCAUGGAUUCCGGUAUUUCAUGCGCCGUGAGAACCUGCAAAAACAAUUUGACAUGAAGAUCGGCAUUAUCUGGCAGAUGCUGGACACCGAGAUUCAGACGACAAAGCAAGAAAUUAUAUCGGAAAAGUCCGAGUACCCGUCGUUCAGCCCAUACUUCGCAGGUCGUGCCUUAAAUCUCAAAAUGAAGUCCGACAGGCUAACGAGACUGUCCCUUCAAUUGCGCGAGUGCACGUGGCAACGAUCCGGUGACCCUACAGGCAACGAGGCUCACGCCAAGGCCUUUCAUCACUGCAACGCUCUCGUCGAGUCUAUCGCCGGCCAGAUUGCCGAUCUCUAUCGCAAAUGGCUCGCCGAGCUCGGCGAUAAUCCGCAGAGCCGGCUCGAUCGUUACCUCAUGCGCCGCGUUUCCGAUGCUUGCGGUGCUGAUGAUAAGGCUCGGCUGCUCGAGUGCAACGUCGAUCCGCGACUGUUGAGCCUCUGUAAGGAGGCCGGUUAUUGGCUCGAUCUCCGAUUCGAGCUACCGGUCAGCGUCCAGCUGAUAAACGGCCGCUGGAGAAGCCUACAGUUCGUCUACGAGAACGUCCUGGCCAUCGUCGGAGCUUACAACAAGAUCAUCCAAGCACUGUCCGACGAAGAAAAGCCUCUUUUUCGUGAACUUAUUCGUCAAGUUGAUAAGAAAAUUCGGCCAGGCUUAACUAAACUCACGUGGAAAUCUGACUACAUCGAAGAUUACAUUAAAGAUUGCAACACCCAAACGGCCAAAUUACAGGAAUUUAUAGACACAUACAAAAAAUGCAACCUUGAAAUUUUCAAAAUUUGUGAAAGCAUUUGUGGUGUAGUCAUGAUUAAAAUUAGACACAAUCAUGUUUAUGAAUUAGACGAACUACUUGACGAAAUGGAGACCUCAAGAAAUGAAGCUUUUGAUAUCUUCAUGGAAAAAUACAAACUGAUAGUAAAAUAUUUGUUGGUCGUUUACGAAGGAUUUCAACCAGUCAUAGAGCAUUGCUUGACUGAAUGGAAACUAUAUCUGCUGAACUUUGAUAAAUUAUUAAAGGAAGCUUUCAAGCUCUCGAUAAAAAAUUCUUUAUUAAUCAUGUAUGAAUCUCUGCACGGAGAUGGCACGGUAUCUCCCUCUCCUAUCCUUCAGCUCAAAGCCGAUUUAGUGAACAAUAAGAUCAAUUUCACUCCGUCGUUGACUGACGUAGCGCAGAUGGUUUCCAAUUUUUUUCACAAACUUCUAGAUUUAUUGAAAAUAAUUCCUAGCGUAGUGGAAAAGUUUGAAUUACACGAUUUCCAAACUAAGCCUUACUGGAAAGCAUAUCUCGAGGACGAGGACCUCGAUCGAUCGCGACAGAUGUCGAACAACGAAGUUUCUUAUUGCUUCACACAAGUGCAGAACUACUUGACAACGUGGGAGCCUUUUCGGGACAUAUGGGAGGUCAACAAAGAUUUAUUUAUUCAGAGAUACGAAAAGCUAAAGCCGACAGUUGCCUUGUUCGACGCGGACAUCGGCAGGUAUGCGGAAGUGGCGAAUAAUGUACAAAUGCAGGAGACCGUUGUGACAGUCCAUUUUUUGGAGAUAAACGUGGAUCGAUUGAAAGCUGCAAUCGUCCAGCAGUGUAGCCUGUGGCAGCAAAAAUUGACUGGAUUGCUGCUGGAAUUGACGGAAGGGAAGGUUCAUCACAUUUACAAAUAUGUCGCGGACAAUGGGAAGAGAAUAACGAAGGAGCCGAUGGAUCUCAUCACCAUGCAAGCCGCAUUGCAGUUGUUCGAGAGACUCGCCGCUGAAAUUCCAAUGGAAGAAAAAGAAUUCCCUACUAUACGCCAACAGUACGAGACUUUAGAAAAAUAUGAAGUAUCUAUGACAUUGGAACUGAAAAGGAAAAUACGAGACCUUGAUGAGUGCUGGACUUCUUAUUUGGAACUUGUAGCAGUGUGCGAACUUACAUUACUGCAGAAAAAGGAAGAAUUUAAAAACAAAUUAAUCAAAGAGGAUAACGUUCUAAAAGAAAAUGUAAAGAAUUUGCUUCAAAAGUUUUACGAAAGUGCUCCAUUUACUUCGGACUGGAAGACAAAGGAUGCGAGAGCUUGGUUACAAAAUAUGCGAAAAAAGGUGAAUAAGACAAGAGACCAAUUAAACAAGUUGAAGAAAGAUUUGUCAAUAUUCAGUAUUAGCCAACCAGAUUCAACGGAAUUAAAUACUUUACUAUCGGAACUAACUGCAUUGGAGCUCGUUUGGGAGUUAACAGACGAAUGGGAAGCAGCGUGGAAACGUUACAAAUAUGGCAAUUUCUGGUCAAUCGAAAUAGACGAAAUGGAUGAAACAGCUAAUGUUUUAUUUCGCAAAUUGACGAGAUUAAGUCGUGAAUUAAAAGAGAAAAAUUGGAGUAUAGUGGAUUCCACGCGAUCAAGAGUAGACAAUUUCCGUCGAACUCUACCCCUCAUCAUAGACUUGAAGAAUCCUGCAAUGAGAGAUCGUCAUUGGACAAAAGUUAUGCAGUCGAUGGGAACGGAUUUCGAUCAGAAGUCUGAUGAAUUCACUCUAGACGCUAUAGCAGCAAUGCAGAUGCACAAUUUUGCUGAAGAAAUCGCUGACAUAUCUAAUUCGGCUACUAUGGAACUCGCAAUUGAGACGGGUUUGAAAAACAUUUCCGAGAUAUGGAAAGCAAUGCCGCUAAUCAUGGUUCCCUACAAAGAAAAUGGAAUAUACAGGUUAAAAACAGUAGAUGACAUCAUGCAAGCUUUAGAAGAGCACCAAGUGCAGCUAUCUGCGAUGAAAUCGACAAAGUUUGUCGAUGCUUUCGCUGCCGAAGUUGAUUACUGGGAGCGAGCUUUAUCGACGGUCGGAGAAAUUCUAGAAAUGGUAUUAAGUGUUCAGAAAAGCUACAUGUACUUGGACAACAUCUUCAGCGCGGAAGACAUCAGAAAGCAGCUGCCUCAAGAGACGGAUGAUUUUGACAAACUGACCGCCUCGUGGAAGGAGAUAACUUGGCGAAUGGCCUCGAGUAAACUCGCACUGCAAGCUACUCUUGAACCACCCGGCUUACUCGAUACCCUGAACGAACUGAACAACAAGUUGGAAGCCAUUCAAAGAGAGCUCGAGCAAUACCUCGAAACAAAGAGGCACGUCUUCCCGAGAUUCUACUUCAUCUCGAAUGACGAUCUUCUCGAGAUUCUCGCUAAUUCAAAGAAGCCCGAGUUGAUUCAGCCCCACAUAAAAAAGCUUUUCGACGGCAUCAAGCACAUAAAGCUCGGCAAGUCGGUAUCGGGAAAAGCCGUUGCAGAAGGAAUGUCGUCUUCGGAAGGCGAGUACACGGAAUUUCUGGAACCAGUGCUUCUCGAGGGACAAGUAGAAGUUUGGCUCUGUUACAUCGAGUCGGCGAUGCGGAGAACUCUGCGCGAGGUUUUACGGCAGUGCCGAGCGGCCCUGCGAAAAAUGUCAGCAAAACGGGACAAGUGGGUGAAGGAGUGGCAGAGUCAGUCCGGAAUAACGUCCACUCAGAUACAGUGGACCAGCGAUUGCACACGUGUCCUGCAGCAAUGCAAGCUGCUCGAGUCGAAAAAGCCUUUAAAAAAGCUAAAGAAACGGCAGAACCAAGCGCUGGCCAAGUAUUCCGAGGCUGUGAGGGGAAAGCUCGACAGGCUGCAGAGGCUCAAGUUUAAAGCCAUCGUCGUCAUUGAGAUUCACGCCAGGGACGUUAUCGAGAGGAUGUACAAGUCCAAUUGUCGAGACGUUUCCUCGUUCGAAUGGUUGUCCCAAUUGCGCUUCUACUGGGACAGGGACGUCGACGACUGCGUCGUUCGCCAGACGAACACCUCCUUCGUCUACGGCUACGAGUACCUUGGAAAUUCCGAACGACUCGUCAUCACCCCGUUGACCGACAGAUGUUACAUAACACUGACAACGGCGCUGCACUUGCAUCGAGGCGGCAGCCCGAAAGGUCCGGCGGGUACCGGCAAGACGGAGACCGUCAAAGACCUCGGCAAAGCCCUCGGCUUUAACGUCAUCGUGGUGAAUUGCUCCGAGGGCCUCGACUACAAGAGCAUGGGACGAAUGUUUUCCGGGCUCGCGCAAACCGGCGCCUGGGGAUGCUUCGACGAAUUCAAUAGAAUCAACAUCGAAGUUCUGUCGGUGGUGGCCCAGCAGAUUCUCUCGAUAUUAACAGCCCUCUCGCAAAAGCUGACUAGAUUCGUCUUCGAAGGGACGGAAAUUUCCCUGGUUAGUACGUGCGGGAUUUUCAUAACGAUGAAUCCGGGCUACGCUGGUAGGACCGAGCUGCCGGACAACUUAAAAUCAAUGUUUCGACCCAUUUCCAUGAUGGUGCCGGACAGCAGCAUGAUAGCGGAAAUCAAUUUGUUCGGCGAGGGCUUUCAGAAUACACGUUCUCUUGCAAAGAAGGUGGAUACGCUGUAUGCCCUGGCCAAACAGCAACUUAGCAAACAGUUUCAUUACGAUUUUGGACUUCGUGGAAUAGUGACUCUGACUAGGUAUGCUGGGAAGAAAAGAAGACAGUACCCGAACCUUCCUGACGAAGAAGUCGUUAUUCUGGCGAUGAAAGACAUGAACAUAGCGAAACUCACUACGGACGAUCUGCCACUCUUCAUAGGAAUAACAUCCGACCUUUUCCCGGGCAUUCAAGUACCAACCGUCGACUACGACGAGCUCAUUGGUUACAUAACUAACGAAGCAAUCAAGCUGAAGUUGCAGCCUAUCCCGGCGCUUAUCACCAAAGUAAUCGAACUUUACGAGACGAAAAACUCACGGCAUUCGACAAUGAUAGUCGGCCAAUCGAAUACAGGCAAGUCGGCCACAUGGCGGACCCUACAGAACACACUGACGACAAUGAAGAGAGACGGAAAGCCGGGCUUUAACGUCGUGCAUGAAUUUCCUAUCAAUCCCAAGGCCCUGAAUCUUGGCGAAUUAUAUGGAGAAUAUAAUUUAUCGACGGGCGAAUGGUCCGACGGGGUGAUUUCGUCGAUAAUGCGAAAAACUUGCGCCGACCAAAGCCCGGACGAAAAGUGGAUCAUAUUUGACGGACCGGUUGACGCUGUUUGGAUUGAAAAUAUGAAUAGUGUCAUGGAUGACAAUAAAAUAUUGACGCUGAUCAACAACGAUCGCAUUACUCUACCGGAACAAGUUUCACUUCUCUUCGAAGUCGAAGAUCUGGCCGUAGCUUCCCCAGCCACGGUUUCUCGUGCCGGUAUGGUUUACAACGAUUACAAGGAUCUCGGUUGGAGGCCUUAUGUCGACUCGUGGCUGGAAAAAUAUAAGAACCAACCGGAAUUCAUCGAGGAGAUGAACCAGCAUUUCGACACUUACGUUGACAAAGUCCUCGAGUUCAAAAGGAGCCAGUGCAACGAGCUCAUUACGCUUCCGGAACCUAAUGCCGUGCAAUCACUUUGUAAACUCCUCGAGGUCCUGGCCACGCCGCAGAAUGGAGUUGAGCUAUUAGACGACCGGGACGCUUUUAACAGCAUGUGUAAAUUAUGGUUUUUCUUCUGCAUGAUCUGGUCACUGUGCGCUUCCGUGGACGAGGAGGGCCGGCAAAAAAUGGAUAAUUUCGUGCGGGAGAUGGAGGGCGCCGGCUUUCCCCUCCGCGACACGGUCUACGAAUAUUACGUCGACGUCCGACAACGUGGCUUCGUCUCCUGGGAAGAAAAAUUGUCGCCCUCCUGGAAGUUCCCUACUGGAACGCCCUUUUACAAGAUCACGGUACCGACGGUGGACACGAUCCGCUACGAUUACCUCGUCAAUGUGCUGCUGACCAACGGAUUUCCAGUUUUGCUGGUCGGACCCGUUGGCACUGGAAAAACGUCCACUGCUCAGUCGGUGGUUGGUGCCUUGGAUCCGCACAAGUACAGCCUGCUCGUGCUGAACAUGUCGGCGCAGACUUCGUCGAGAAACGUUCAGGAGGCGAUCGAGAGCCGAGUGGAGAAACGUACGAAGGGGAUCUUCGUGCCCGGCGGUGGUAAAACAAUGAUCGCCUACAUGGACGACUUCAACAUGCCUAUGAAAGACACUUACGGCUCUCAACCGCCCCUGGAGCUCAUUCGGCAGUGGAUCGGUUACGGAUUUUGGUACGACCGUCAGAAUCAGAGCCAAAAGUUCGUUCAGAAAAUGCAACUGAUCGGCUCGAUGGGCCCGCCCGGAGGUGGUAGGAACACGGUAACGAACAGGCUGAUCUCCAAAUUCAACCUCGUCAACAUGACGUUUCCCGCGGAGAAGCAAAUCGCGAGGAUAUAUGGCACGAUGCUGAAUCAGCAGUUAUUAGAUUUUCACCAAGAAGUCAAGGCUCUCGCGAGCGACAUCACAAUGGCCACGAUAGGCAUGUACAAUAGCGUCGUUCUUCACAUGCUGCCCACACCGAUGAAGAUGCAUUACUUGUUCAACUUGCGGGACAUUUCGAAGGUCUUUCAAGGCCUGCUGCGCAGCCAUAAAGACUACCAAUACUCGAAGCAGAGCUUCCUGCGCCUCUGGAUUCACGAGACCUUCCGCGUCUUCAACGAUCGACUCGUCGACGAUCAGGACAGAGAAUGGUUUGUUUCUGCGCUGAACGAGCAGCUCGGUCAAUACUUUGAAUCAACAUUUCACGGGCUUUGUCCGGAAAAAAGGUGUCCAAUUUUCGGGAGCUUUAUGAACGCUUGGAACAUCUACGAAGACCUGAGGGACGUCGGUGCCGUACGCAGCUACGCCGAGGGCCAGAUGGACGAGCACAACGCGACGGCCGGCGUCGUUCGUCUUGACCUCAUACUUUUCCGGGACGCCGUCGAGCACAUAUGCCGCAUCGUGCGUGUAAUAUCGGAGCCACGAGGCAACAUGCUGCUGGUCGGAAUCGGUGGAAGUGGGCGGCAGUCCCUCUCGCGUCUGGCCGCUUACAUGUGCGAGCUGACAACCUUCCAAAUCGAGGUUUCGAAGCAUUACCACGUGCCGGAAUUCCGCGAGGACCUCAAAAGCCUCUACUACUUGGCGGGCGUCGAAAACAAGCCUUCGAGCUUCCUCUUCAAUGACACUCAAAUCGUCGAGGAGCAGUUCCUCGAAAUCGUGAACAACAUGCUCAGCACCGGGGAAAUCGCUAGUUUGUACAAGAGCGACGAGCUCGAGGACAUUAAAAACAAGCUGUCGAAGGACGCCACAAAGGCCGGAAUAAGCCCGACGGCCGAGGCGAUAUAUCAGUUUCUGAUCCAGCGGGUGCGGGCGAACCUACACGUGAUCCUGUGCAUGAGCCCGAUCGGCGACGCUUUCCGAAACAGAUUGCGCCAAUAUCCGGCGCUGAUCAACUGCACGAGCAUCGAUUGGUUCCACGAGUGGCCGAGGGAAGCGCUCCUCGAAGUCGGUAACAAGUUCCUCAUGAAUCUUGAUUUUACUCUGACCAUUACCGGGGACAAGAGGACCGAGGAAGUGGCAAGCGAAACACCAGCGGCUCUGCUCGAGGACCAAAUGCGCGGCGCCAUUGCUUCGACCUUUUCCUUGAUUCACGACACAGUCUCCCAAUUUUCCCGGCGAAUGUCCGUAGAGAUGAAACGUUACAACUACGUGACGCCUACGAAUUUCCUCGAGCUGGUCGCCGGAUAUAAACAAAUGCUCGGGGAGAAGCGGCUCGAGUUGUCGGAGCAGGCGAAUAAGCUGCGCAACGGGCUGUUCAAGCUCGACGACACCAGGGAAAAAGUGAACGAGAUGGCGGUGGAGCUUGCGGCGACGCAGCAACAGGUCCAGCGCUCGACGGCCGAGUGCGAGGAGUACCUCGUGAGCAUCGUAAGUCAGAGGCGCGACGCCGACGAGACGCAGAAGCUCGUUACAGCGAGAUCGGUGAGGAUAGCCGAGGAGUCCAAAGUCUGCAAGAGGCUCGAGGAGAUUGCCCGAGCCGACCUGGCCACCGUCGAGCCCGCUCUGCAAGAGGCCAUGAUGGCUUUGGACGCUUUGAGUAAGAAGGAUAUAUCGGAAAUCAAGUCGUUCACCAGACCUCCGGCCAGAGUCGAAAUGGUGCUGGAAGCGGUGAUGAUUCUGAAAAAUUCCGAACCCACGUGGGCCGAAUCUAAACGGCAACUAGGAGAUGUCAAUUUCAUAAACACGCUUAGGGACUUCGACAAGGACCACAUCUCUGACAAAACGCUGCGCACCAUCAGCAAGUACACUUCCAAUCCCGAAUUCGAACCGGAAAAAGUCGGCAUCGUGUCCAACGCUGCGAAAUCUCUGAGCAUGUGGGUCAUCGCCAUGGAGCAGUACGGAAAGCUUUACAGAAUCGUGGCGCCGAAACGGGAAAAACUUGAAGCCGCGCUGGCAUCUCUACGCGAGAAAGAAACUGCUUUAGCCGAGGCGAGAGCGCAAUUGCAAAAGUUGCAAGAGGAGUUGGAGCGACUGCAGCAAGUGUACGACGCGAAGAUGAAGGAAAAAGAAGACUUAAUUAGCUUGGAGGAGUUAUUGAAGUUGAAGUUGGAGCGCGCAGCUAUGUUAGUGGAUGGUCUCUCCGGAGAGAGGGUCAGAUGGGAGAGCAGCGUUCGGGAACUCGACGGCUUGUUCGAUUCGUUGCCGGGCGAUUGCCUAAUUGCUACCGCUUUCGUCUCCUACCUGGGACCCUUUGUUUCUAAUUACAGGGAUGAGCUCGUGCGCAUCUGGACUGCAGAGGUUCUCGAGAAAGAGAUUCCAAGUUCGCGGAGUCUCGACGUGAAGGAAUUUUUGAGCGACCCUACGACGAUCCGAGAAUGGAACAUCCAGGGCUUGCCGUCGGACGACUUUAGCACUGAGAACGGAAUAAUCAUCACGAGGGGCACGAGGUGGCCACUUGUUAUCGAUCCGCAAGCUCAGGCCGCUAAAUGGAUUAGGAACAUGGAGACGAAGAACACGCUGCGAAUCAUCGACUUCGGACAGCCGGAUUUCGCGAAAAUCCUCGAACACGCAAUUCAGUUCGGAAAACCGGUUUUACUUCAAAACGUGGGAGAGACUCUAGAGCCUGUGAUGGAUUCCGUGCUUCAAAAAGCUUUUAUUAAAACAGGCAACCAAGUGAUGAUUAAAUUCAACGACAAAAUGAUCGGCUUCAACGACAAGUUCCGGCUGUUCAUCACGACGAAACUCUCGAACCCGCACUACGCCCCCGAGAUAUCGACGAAAACCACCCUCUGCAACUUCGCCAUCAAGGAACAAGGUCUGGAGGCUCAACUGCUCGGCAUCGUCGUCAGGAAAGAAAAGCCUCAGCUCGAGGAACAAAAGGAUAAUCUGGUCCUCACCAUUGCCACCGGAAAACGCAACCUGAAAGAGCUCGAGGACAAAAUCCUCUACUUACUGAGCGUGACGUCCGGCUCUCUCCUUGAUGAUUUGGACUUGCUCACGACUCUGCAAACUUCUAAAAGCACGGCUAUUACGAUUCAGGAGUCGUUAGUGGUAUCCGAGGAGACCGAGAAAGAGAUCGACGCCGCGAGAGAAGGCUAUCGAGCCUGUUCCAAGAGGGCGUCGCUGCUUUUCUUCGUUUUGAACGACAUGAGCUUGAUAGAUCCGAUGUAUCAGUUUUCCCUGGACGCUUACAUAUCGCUGUUCAGCAUUUCGAUCGACAAGAGUCCGAAGAGUUCGGAUCUAAGUGAGAGGAUAGAUUCGUUGAACGGUUACCAUACUUACGCUCUGUACAGAAACACUUGCAGAGGUCUGUUCGAGCAGCACAAACUUCUGUUCUCGUUCCACAUGUGCAUAAAGAUCCUCGAAGCACAGGACAAAAUUUACCAAUCCGAGUACUCGUUCUUACUGACUGGCGGUAUUGUCGUAGACCGUGAGAGCCAGCCCGAUAAACCGGUAGCCUGGUUGCCGGAUGAAUCCUGGGACAGCAUAACCGAACUCGAGAAACUGCCCGGUUUUCACGGACUCGUCGAGUCUUUCGAACAAUCACCGCGUGAUUGGCACAAAUGGUACUUGGCGAACGAUCCGGAAACCGAGCCACUGGUGGGCGAGUGGGAGGACCGCUGCAACGAGUUCCAGAAGAUGCUGAUAAUCCGCAGUUGUCGCGCGGAUCGCAUGACGAGCUGUCUGCGCAGCUUCAUCGUGCGCAAUCUCGGGCAAGCUUUUGUCGAGCCGCCGGUACUCGACGUCAAGGCCGUCCUCGAUGACUCCACCGCCCGCACACCCCUGAUAUUCGUCCUGUCACCGGGUGUCGAUCCCACCGGCGCACUCAUGCAGCUCGCCGAGAACCAUGACAUGGCUCACAGGUUCAUGACGCUGUCGCUCGGCCAAGGACAGGCACCAAUUGCAACGAGGAUGAUCGAAAUCGGUUCCAAGGAAGGCGCCUGGGUAUUUCUGGCAAACUGCCACUUAUCAUUAAGCUGGAUGCCGAAGCUAGACAAAAUCGUCGAGAAUUUGGGCAACAGCAAAGACGUACAUCCCGAAUUCAGACUCUGGUUAAGCUCGAGUCCGACCCCGCAGUUCCCAAUAUCGAUCCUCCAGGCCGGAAUAAAGAUGACGACGGAGCCCCCGAAAGGUCUGAGAGCCAACAUGAAACGUCUCUACGGGCUGAUAAGCGAGCCGCAAUUCGAAAUUUGCAAUGCCAAAGCCAAGUACAAGAAGCUCCUCUUUGCGCUCGUAUUUUUCCACUCGGUCCUGCUCGAGCGAAAGAAAUUCCAGCAGCUCGGCUGGAACGUCAUUUACAGCUUCAAUGAUUCGGAUUUCGAGGUCUCGGAGAAUCUGCUGCAAGUCUAUCUGGACGAGUACCCGGAGACACCGUGGGACGCUUUGAAGUACCUGAUCGCGGGCAUCUGCUACGGGGGUCACGUGACCGACGACUGGGAUCGUCGACUGCUGAUGGCUUACGUCGAGGACUACAUGAACGAGUCGCUGCUGAACGUGAGCCACUAUCGGCUCUCGUCACUGCCGACGUACCACGUGCCACGUGACGGCUCCCUCGAGACCUACCGAGAUUUCAUCAACGCUUUGCCGAUGACUGACAGACCCGAAGCUUUCGGACAACAUCCCAACGCUGACAUAACGUCCCUCAUCAUAGAGACGAGACUGACCUUCGAGACGCUGAUGAGCUUGCAGAUGCAGGUUGUCGACAGCGCGGAGACCAUGUCCACCGAAGACCGGGUGAUCCAGCUCUCCCAGGACAUAAUAUCCAAGCUUCCGAAACCAAUCGACUACGAGCGCACCGAGCGCCUUAUAGGCCCGUACAAGAAGCCCCUGGACGUAGUUCUCCUCCAAGAAAUCAUUCGCUACAAUGACCUACUGUACCAGACCCGUUCGAGUCUAGAAGAACUCUGCCGAGCGAUUCAGGGCCUGGUCGUCAUGUCGUCCGAGCUCGAGGAAAUCUUCACCUGCGUCCAGGAGGGCCGUGUUCCGAGCGGCUGGUCCAGGGCCUACCCGUCGCUUAAAUCCCUCGGAGCCUGGACACGGGACCUGGUGCUCAGAGUCGAGCACUUCUCCAAGUGGGCCGAGACGACGCAGCCACCUGUGCUUUUCUGGCUGGCCGCCUUUACCUUCCCCACGGGAUUUCUCACGGCUGUGCUGCAAACCGCCGCGAGGCGCUCCGGCGUAUCCAUCGACACGCUCUCCUGGGAAUUCGACGUCUUUAAGGGUAAAGACGAGGCUGCGCUGCUGAUGACGCCGCCAGAGGACGGCGUUUACGUAAGAUCCAUGUUUCUCGAAGGCGCUGGCUGGGAUAGAAAGCUCGGAGCUCUUGUUGAUCCCGCCCCUAUGCAACUGUUUUGUAACAUGCCGGUUAUCCAUUUCAAACCAACGGAGCAGACGAGGAAGAAAACAAGAGGUCUGUACAGCUGUCCCUGUUACUACUAUCCACAACGCUGCGGAGACCAAGGCAGACCCGCCUACGUAGUUACGGUUGAUUUAAAUGCUGGCGCGGAAAGCGCUGCUUUCUGGACCAAACGGGGUACAGCUUUACUUUUAAGUCUUGCUACGUAAUUUACAAUGCUCUCAGGGUAUUGUUAUUUCUUAAGUGCUGCUUCUUCGAUUUAGUGAUAAUUUUGUCUUUGCAGACUUUUCUUAGGUUAUACGAAAUAAAUUUUAAUUUCUAUACAUUA